This is a messenger RNA of Hibiscus syriacus, 4367 nucleotides long. Its product is annotated as stromal processing peptidase, chloroplastic-like. The coding region runs from base 176 to 4018 and encodes 1280 amino acids. Lineage: Eukaryota; Viridiplantae; Streptophyta; Magnoliopsida; Malvales; Malvaceae. Gene Ontology annotation, molecular function: metal ion binding. The record is from RefSeq and is a predicted model, not a curated record. The transcript has 24 exons.
CAUCAAGCAAAUGAAAUUUAUAAAUUCAACUAGCCCUUUUUUACUCUAGUUUUGGGGGAGAAAAGCAGCAAAAUCCCUCAUAAAUAAUUAGUUAGUUAUCAUCUUCAACUACUAGAUAAUACAAAAUAAAGCUCAUAAGCGGUUCCGUUCAGUGUCCGCAGCUGGGUAGCGAGCCAUGGCAACAUCGUCAAGUUCAUCGGUGAUGGCUGGAAUCCAAGUCCCUCAAAGCCGAUUGGAUUCUUCCGUUUCCAAAGGGCGAAGGAGCAUGGUUAGGGUUAACAUUCCUGUUCCCGCCGCUUCAUUUCCUUUGACCCGUUUCCAUUUAUCAUCAGUUCCGGCCCCUGCAGCUGCCCGGUGGCUGGGUGACGCUAGAGAUAGGAAUUCUAUUGAAUUAUACCAGAGUCGAAAUAAUAAUUGGGUUAGGAAGUUGAGGAUGAAGAAGAAGAAGACAAGCGAUGCUUCCAAGGCAUGGAAAGGGAGUGCCUCUGUCUCACGCUCACAACAGUUGAAAACUUGGGUUCCCUGCUGUUCCUCCCUUAGCCACAACUGCUACGGAAAGACUACACCCUUUCCUACCUCAACAUCGUUGUCACCGUUCUUUCGCCAGAAAUCUUGCUUUCCUCUCUCUUCCCACACAUUCAAAACUCAUGGCAAUCACAUGCGUCCUCUAUGUGCUACUGUUGGUCCAGAUGAACCACAUGCAGCCAGUACUUCCUUGCCAGAUGGUCUUCUUGAAAAGCAAGACUUUGAUUCAUUAUAUCCUCAAUUACAAACAGCUGAACUAGAGGGGUUUUUGUCUGGUGAACUUCCUUCCCACCCAAAGCUACAUCGAGGACAAUUGAAAAAUGGCCUUCGGUACCUUAUUUUGCCAAAUAAAGUUCCAGCAAACAGGUUUGAAGCACAUAUGGAGGUUCAUGUGGGAUCGAUUGAUGAGGAAGAUGACGAGCAAGGGAUGGCACAUAUGAUUGAACAUGUUGCAUUCCUUGGAAGCAAGAAACGUGAGAAACUUCUUGGGACUGGGGCUCGCUCAAAUGCUUACACUGAUUUCCACCAUACAGUUUUUCACAUCCAUUCACCAACUUAUACCAAGGAUGCUGAUGAAGAUUUACUUCCACUUGUUUUGGAUGCAUUGAAUGAGAUAGCUUUCCAUCCAAAGUUCCUUUCUUCUCGGGUUGAAAAAGAGAGGCGUGCUAUACUUUCAGAAUUACAGAUGAUGAAUACAAUAGAGUACCGUGUUGACUGUCAGUUAUUACAACAUUUGCAUUCUGAGAACAAGCUAAGCAAAAGAUUUCCAAUUGGAUUAGAAGAGCAGAUCAAGAAGUGGGAUGCAGAUAAAAUAAGAAAAUUUCAUGAACGGUGGUAUUUUCCAGCUAAUGCAACUUUGUACAUUGUGGGGGACAUCAAUAAUAUCUCAAAGACAAUAAACCAGAUUGAAACUGUUUUAGAACAAAUUGGCCUUGAAAAUGAAAUGGCCUCACCACCUACUUCUAGUGCAUUUGGUGCCAUGGCUAAUUUUCUAGUUCCUAAACUCUCAGCUGGGUUCGCUGGAAGUUCAUCUCAUGAAAGAUCAUCUAAUGCUGCAGAUCAAUCUAAAAUUCUUAAGAAGGAAAGGCAUGCCGUUCGUCCUUCUAUAAAGCACAACUGGUCUCUUCCUGGACAUAAAACUGACAUGAAGCCUCCCCAAAUAUUUCAGCAUGAGUUGCUUCAGAAUUUUUCAAUUAACAUGUUCUGCAAGAUUCCUGUGGCCAAGGUUCGAACUUUCAGAGACUUGAGAAAUGUUCUGAUGAAAAGGAUAUUUCUGUCUGCCUUGCAUUUUCGUAUUAAUUCAAGAUACAAGAGUUCAAAUCCACCAUUUACUUCAGUUGAGUUGGACCAUAGUGAUUCGGGAAGGGAAGGAUGCACUGUCACAACUCUUACAGUCACAGCAGAGCCCAAGAAUUGGCAGAAUGCAAUUAGGGUUGCUGUUCAAGAGGUUCGAAGGCUCAAGGAAUUUGGUGUUACUAAGGGUGAAUUGACGCGCUAUAUGGAUGCACUGUUAAAAGAUAGUGAACACUUGGCAGCAAUGAUUGACAAUGUAUCGUCAGUUGACAAUUUGGAUUUUAUUAUGGAAAGCGAUGCACUGGGCCAUAUGGUUAUGGAUCAGACACAAGGACAUGAGUGUUUGAUGGCUGUUGCUGGAACAGUUACUCUUGAAGAAGUCAACUCUAUUGGAGCACAGGUAUUAGAAUUUAUCUCUGAUUUUGGAAAACCUACUGCACCCCUUCCAGCAGCAGUUGUUGCGUGUGUUCCAAAGAAAGUCCAUGUUGAUGGCAUUGGUGAGACUGAAUUCAAGAUAACCUCAACCGAGAUCACAUCUGCAAUAAAGUCAGGAUUGAUAGAACCUAUUGAAGCUGAGCCUGAGCUUGAAGUGCCAAAAGAAUUAAUAUCUCCACAGCAGUUGCAAGAGUUAAGGAUGCAGCAGAGGCCUUCUUUUAUUCCUCUUAGUCCUGAAAUAGGUGUCACAAAAUUGCAAGACAGGGAAACAGGGAUUACUCAACUCCGUCUUUCUAAUGGCAUUCCUGUAAAUUAUAAGAUCUCAGAAAAUGAAGCCAAGGGAGGGGUAAUGCGGCUCGUAGUUGGUGGGGGAAGAGCUGCUGAAUCUUCCGAUUCAAAGGGAGCUAUAGUUGUAGGUGUCCGAACUCUCAGUGAGGGUGGUCGAGUUGGCAACUUCUCCAGGGAACAGGUAGAACUCUUUUGUGUGAACCACCUGAUAAAUUGCUCCUUGGAGUCCACCGAGGAAUUUAUUGCAAUGGAGUUCCGUUUUACUUUGAGAGACAACGGGAUGUGUGCUGCUUUCCAGUUACUUCAUAUGGUGCUCGAGCAUAGUGUCUGGGUCGAGGAUGCAUUUGAUAGAGCAAGACAAUUGUAUUUGUCCUACUAUCGGUCUAUUCCAAAGAGUUUGGAACGCUCAACUGCUCACAAACUCAUGUUAGCGAUGAUGAAUGAUGAUGAGCGCUUUGUUGAACCUACUCCAAAAUCAUUACAAAAUUUAACGCUCAAAUCUGUGAAAGAUGCUGUCAUGAAUCAGUUUAUAGGUGAUAAUAUGGAGGUAAGUAUUGUUGGGGACUUCUCAGAGGAGGAGAUUGAGUCUUGUAUUCUUGAUUACCUGGGAACAGUUAGAGCAUCAAAAAACUCUGAAAGUGAGCAUGAAUUUAGUCCAAUCUUGUUUCGACCUUCUCCAUCUGACUUGCAGUUUCAACAAGUAUUCUUGAAGGACACCGAUGAAAGGGCAUGUGCAUAUAUCGCAGGCCCUGCACCUAACCGAUGGGGUUUUACAAUUGAUGGAAAAGACCUAUUUGAGUCAGUUGCUGAUGCACAACUCCAUUAUGAUGAGAGGAACGAUGCUCAGAAGGAUCUGCAAAGAAAGCUUCGCAGUCAUCCACUUUUCUAUGGCAUAACAAUGGGGCUAUUAGCCGAGGUUAUAAAUUCUAGGCUUUUUACAACAGUCCGGGAUUCCCUUGGGUUAACAUAUGAUGUAUCAUUUGAGUUGAACUUGUUUGAUCGACUUAAGCUUGGAUGGUAUGUGGUAUCUGUAACAUCCACUCCAAGCAAGGUAUACAAAGCUGUUGAUGCUUGCAAGAAUGUUCUUAGAGGUUUACACUCCAACAAGAUUUCUCCAAGGGAACUGGAGAGGGCGAAACGGACUCUUUUAAUGAGGCAUGAAGCAGAAAUAAAGUCAAAUGCGUAUUGGCUUGGAUUGUUGGCUCACCUACAAGCUUCUUCUAUUCCUAGAAAGGACAUAUCAUGCAUCAAAGAGCUUACUUCCCUCUAUGAGGCAGCUUCUAUUGAAGACAUCUACCUUGCUUAUGACCAGCUGAAAGUGGACGAAGAUUCUUUAUACUCAUGUAUUGGAAUUGCAGGGUCUAAUGCCGGUGACGAUACUACGGAUUCCCUAGAAGGGGAAGAAUCAAGUGAAAGCUUUCAAGGAGUCAUUCCUGUGGGGCGUGGUUUAUCUACCAUGACAAGGCCAACGACGUGAACCACGUUGAUGUUAUUCGUCGUUGUGGUGGGAAAAGUUGGUUUGAAGUAAACUGGGAAAUCUCUCCCGUCCCUUCUUCUCAAGGUCGCGAUAUGGUGGAAGUGCUCAGCAGGGGAUCGGCACAACAAAUUGGUAUUAAAUCAAGCAAUUAUGAAGAUGCUUUGAAUGUCAAAUGUCAUACUAAAUACAAUCCGUUGAAAAGAAGAAAAAAAAAAGCAGGUUUAUGUAAUUUACAUGAUUUUUGACACCAACAGACUUUGUAUUCUUUGGAAAAUUAAGAGAUUCAGUGUACGGUAGUGGGAAUCUUGAUUGAAUAAAGCCCCUAAUCAGUAGAUAUCGUACAUUUUUU